Messenger RNA from Nannizzia gypsea CBS 118893, 1725 nucleotides. Its product is annotated as MFS drug efflux transporter. The coding region runs from base 1 to 1725 and encodes 574 amino acids. Gene Ontology annotation, biological process: transmembrane transport. The record is from RefSeq and is a predicted model, not a curated record. Gene Ontology annotation, molecular function: transmembrane transporter activity. The transcript is spliced from 13 exons. NCBI's taxonomy places the organism in Eukaryota, Fungi, Ascomycota, Eurotiomycetes, Onygenales, Arthrodermataceae.
AUGGGUGAGCUGACUGGGUUUGAGGAUCCUGAAGCAGGAGCUUGUCCUGCUCAAGUGGUCAAACCAACUUGCUUGGACUUCGAAAAGGCCGACGAGAAGAGUCCAAUCUCUUCCCCAGAGCGGGAUCAAUCCCCUUCGGGCAAGGAAGUGGGAACAAGAAGCAUUACUGGAUUCAAAGCGAGUACCGCGCCUCUCUACCUGUGGAUCUUGGUGGUGACUGCGAUUCUCUCAAGCCAUAUGCUAUUCGCUCUUGACAACACUAUCGUUGCAAAUAUCCAACCGGCUAUUGUCGAUCAAUUCCUGGAGACUCAAAAGAUUUCAUGGCUAUCCGUUGCGUUUCCUCUUUGUUCCUCUGCACUGGUGUUACCUUGGUCCAAGGCCUACGCUACCUAUAACGCCAAGUGGCUCUACAUCGGGUGUGUGAUCCUGUUUAUGGCUGGGUCGGCCCUAUGUGGCGCUGCCCCGAGCAUGAAUGCGAUGAUCGUAGGUCGGGCAAUAGCCGGAGCUGGGGGAAGUGGAAUGUACUUUGGUGUCUUGACACUUCUGUCAGUCAACACCACUGUGAAUGAACGCCCGUUUUACAUCGGAUUGACUGCUGUUUCCUGGGGCAUUGGAACUGUCACAGGCCCUGCAAUUGGUGGAGCAUUUGCUGAGAGUGCUGCUACAUGGCGUUGGGCAUUCUACAUCAACCUUGUUAUAGGGGGUGUCUUUGCCCCCGUUUAUCUUCUGCUGCUCCCUUCAUUUGAGCCUCUACCCAACUCCACACAUAAGGAAAAGGCACAGAACAUUGAUUGGGUUGGAGCCUUGCUCUGUAUUGGUGCGUUGGCUACGAUAGUUAUGGCUAUCGACUUUGGUGGGUCUGAAUGGUCGUGGAACAGUGGCCCAUCAAUUGCUCUGUUCGUGGUGGCUGGCGUCCUAUUCAUUGUGUUUGGAGUUCAGCAGACUUUUUACAUUCUCUGCACGGAAACGAAUCGACUUUUCCCGGUUCAUUUCUUGAAGAACCGCUCAUUAUUUCUCCUUUUCAUUCUCAAUACCUGCGCGAGCAGUGGACUUUUUAUCUCGGUUUAUUAUAUACCCCUUUACUUUCAGUUUACCCAAGGUGAUACGGCUAUUAAGGCUUCUAUACGCCUUUUACCCUUUGUGCUGAUCCUUAUUUUCACAAUCAUAUUUAAUGGCCACAUGAUGUCCAGGUUUGGUUACUAUUUUCCAUGGUACCUGCUGGGCUCCGCGUUCGAACUGAUCGCUGCUACCCUCAUGUAUCUUGUCAAACCCGAUACAUCCGCCGGCGCUAUCUAUGGAUACACUGCUCUUAUGGCGCUGGGCGUUGGCGCCUUUAACCAGGCGGGGUAUAGCGUUGUGCAGGCCAAGGUUCAACCAAACGAGAUUCCCUGGGCCCUUGGAUAUAUGAUGGUUUCUCAACUCGGAGGCAUUGUUUUGGCCCUUGGCAUAGCCGGUGCGAUUUUUGUCAAUAAAGCAACCACCGGCCUUCUCUCGCUACUCCCAGAUGCUGAUCCUGAAGUUGUUAAGAACGCCAUUGCGGGAACAAGCAGCUCGUUUUUCAAGUCCUUAUCUGAUUAUGAUCAGGCCCGGGCAUUGGGUGUCAUCGUUUCAGCCAUCGAUCAAGUAUACAUCCUGUUGAUCGUAGCAGGAGCCAUGGGUGUUGUGCUCUCUGCUUUCCUAAAUCGCGAGAAGCUCUUCCUGGAGGUAGCUGCUGGUGGAGCAUAG